CAAAAGUGAUAUCCUGCAACAUUAUUUGUAAAGUUGAUCCAUGUCAGAAAGAACUUCGCGUUCAUGACUACUAUAUGAAAUAAAAUUAGUUGAUUAGUUUUGACAAAAAAAAAGAAGUUAUACAAAUUUACUUUCACACCGAACUUUUGGAAUACUCUGUAGAUUUUUUUUUACUAAGAAUUAGAAGGGUAUAAGUCAAAAACCACUUUUAGUAUGUAAUGAGCACUAUGGUAGAAACUAUUGUCCCUUUUCUCUAUUUGACAAUCUGUUCCUUGUUUAUCAAAUUCAGAAUUCACUGCUAAGAGCUAGAUAAAUGACUGAUUUAUUUAUGCAUCGACAUCAUUAACCGAACGUUCUAAUGAAUAUAUAUCUUUCGAAGUGUUAUUAGGUCAUAGGGAUCUUUUCAACUGAUGACUCAGAGAAAUUCAAGUUGAUUAUCAAAUUAUUAUACUUUCUAUACUCUAGCAAACUAUUUUCAACUGUUGAACGAAAUGACUGAUGGGAUAAAUGCAUGGCUGUUGUAACUCUUCGUCUGGAUCUCGGAUAUUUUUGUCAAAGACGACUGAGGAAAAUGUAGAUUUCUAAACUUAAAAAUACAGCUUUGCAAGAUCGAUGCAAAUAGUAGAAAGUUAUUGACUUGAAAGAAUAAGAUACAAUGAUUAUAUAGUUAUAUACAGUUAGAGUCAAAAGCCAAUUAUACUUGUGCAAAUGUAAAAAUAUGUAAUUGAAGCUGCGUUGUACGAGUGUAGAUACAUAGAUAUUGAUAAAAGUGAAGCUAGCGCAAAGAUUAAUAGCGAAAGUUAGGAACUUCAAAAUGCUAUUGGAAUUUUUUCUAAUUCUGGAAACUUUUUAAUAUAUGAAAAAAAGAGAAAAUACUAUGAAGGAACAUACCGAAAAAUAUAUUAGAGAAAGACAUGCACAAAAAUAUCUCAACCCAAAAAAACGUUUAUUGAUUCGACACAGAGAGUCAACCACAGAAAUAAGUAUGUUAUAUGACUGAAGCAAAGCCUGUUUAAAAAACCACGAAAAGGAUACUAAGUAUACAAGUGAAACACUAUAGACAUAGAUGCAGGAAUAUAUUGUUGUUGAUAUGACAUAAACUAAUUAUUAUUGAAGAAAUAUAACUAAGCAAUUUCCAAUAGACAACAUACGUAGAAUAUGAUUCAGUAUUCUACUAAAUUAUUACUCAAGAUCUCUAAGAUUCAAUGAAAUUUCUAGUAUAGUCUAAAGUAAGAAUUAUGAUACAUCUUGCAGAAAUCUAAACAAGAGAUUCAUAGACAUGUAAUCAAGUUUGAACAAAAUGAUUUGAUAUAAGGUUUUGAUUAUUUUUCAAAACAAUUAGAUUUUCUUCAUUAUCCAAUACAAGAUUAUUUGAAAUAAAGAAAGUAUUUGAAGAUUGGAGAGUUAAAUCUUGUCAUAGAAUUGUGAUCUAAAAAACAUCUGAAAUACUUUUAUAUAGAGAAAAUAACUGUAAAUAUAAUAGUUUAUAUUUUUUUUUUAUUAGAAACAUGGAGAACCUCUUCAUUUUAAUGUUAAUAUCUGGCAGACACAAUCAAAUAUUAAUAACUCUUAUGGUCUUUGUACAGGUUCGACAUGUAAUUCACAACCUAAACGAAAUCUCCUAAUAGAUUAUAAAAGAUCUUCUUAUUCUAUUGAUGUGAUUAUACUUAUUUGUAAUAUUUAUAUUGGUAAUUAUCUUAAAAGUAUGGCACCUGAACCAUGCGAACGAUCAUUACAUUACAACAGAACAAUUGAGAAUGUGCAAAAAGCAUGUAGAGCUGAUGUACAACUAGAAGAUUGGCCUCAUGCAGCAGCAGGAAGUCUUGAAGUAUUAUUUGUCGAAGAUCAAGUGAACUCAGGAAAUAUCAUAACAAUGGCUGAUAUUCAAACGAAUUUUCACACAAAUUUAGAAGAUAACUUAAUGAAACUAGCAGAGACAAUAGAUUUGUCAAGAGAUGAAGUCGACGAGAUGUUAGCAAGCAGGGCUCGAAACGGGUCACUUUUUCAUGGUACGGACCGGCCCAAACCGGUCCAAAACUAA
Rotaria sp. Silwood1 is the source of this 2041-nucleotide messenger RNA. The record is from the annotation of a GenBank genome assembly. Lineage: Eukaryota; Metazoa; Rotifera; Eurotatoria; Philodinida; Philodinidae.